This is a messenger RNA of Phodopus roborovskii (desert hamster), 867 nucleotides long. RefSeq names its product AGBL carboxypeptidase 1 (gene Agbl1). The coding region runs from base 256 to 867 and encodes 203 amino acids. The transcript has 5 exons. NCBI's taxonomy places the organism in Eukaryota, Metazoa, Chordata, Mammalia, Rodentia, Cricetidae. The record is from RefSeq and is a predicted model, not a curated record.
CAUUCCUACAUCCAAAUGCUCAGCCCUUCCCAGAGCCAGGGCUCACCUAAUCCCCACAGUGGGAGUCAGGGGGCAUCCACGCCUGUGCUGAAGGCUAAGGUUGCACAGUGGUAACUUCACACUCUGCAGCAUGUGGAGCUGAGGCCUCUGCACAGCAGUCUCCUGCAAGGCGGGCAGCGAGGUCAGCCUGGCAGGUAUCAACCUCUCUAGCCAGGAUCCAGCCUCAGGCACUGGUGUCCCAGGACCUGCGCAGAGAUGGCUGAACAAGAAGGCAGUGGCCUGCAGGUGCUGUUGCACACACUUCAGAACUCCUCUGAUAAAGCAUCGAUCCUGGCCAUCCUCCAGGUCCUCAGCGAUCUGCUUUCUGUCGGCACAGACCGGAGGAUUUACUAUAUGAUCGAUAAGGGUGGCAGCGAAGCCCUUCUGCAGACUCUGGUGGACACAGCAAGGUCAGCUUCUCCCGACUAUGACAUCCUCCUGCCUCUCUUCAGGCUGAUGGCCAAAGUUGGCCUAAGAGAUAAGAAGUUUGGACAGAAGGCACUGGAAUUAGAAGCACUUGAUGUGACCUUGAUUCUGGCUAGGAAAAACCUGUCUCAUAGCCAGAAUCUCCUGCACUGUCUUUGGGCAAUGCGUGUGUUUGCCUCCAGUGUGACCACAGGUGCCAUGCUGGGAAUUAAUGGAGCCAUGGAACUGCUCUUCAAGGUCAUUUCUCCUUACACUCGAAAGCACACCAGGACAAUCAGGUACCCUGGGUGCUGUGUGAUGGAUGGCAAGAUAACACUGGUUGCCCUCACAUCUUCAUGCUUCCAGGCCAAUCUGUUGGUGCCUUCUUUCUUGCAGAUGUACAGUGACUACGCCCCAUAUUAG